AUGGCAAGCAACCUUAACCAAAGCAGCUGGUCUGCCUUCGACAACCGGGCUCAAUACCUCGAGCGCCCCGUGCAGUACCCCCAGUACCCUCCCCAAGAACCUCUUCAGCCCAUCAUCAACGGUAUCGGUCCGCAGAACCGCUCUUUCCACCCGUCUGGUAUGAGCCCGCAGCAUCAUUUCCAAGGCUGUCAGGUCUUUCAAGUGCAGGGCAACAUGACGCUCCCUUCGAUGCCUUCUCUUCUGCCAGCACGCAUGAUCCAGUCCUCCGCUGGAGGCAUGCCUCCUGUACAUCACUCUUCUGCCGAGGCUGGACCUCGGCGCUUUGAACCCGAAGCCCAUGUCCCUAGUACUAUGCCGCCCAUUCAGCGCUCCGAUGACGUGCGCCUUCGGAAUGGGGACGCUCUGCAAGUGCAGCCCGAGCCUCAAGCAAAGGAUCAGCCUGCUGAUGAUGGGCCACAGCCUGCCCAGCAUGUCUGGGAUGAGAACCCCUGUCAGCCUAGACGCGGCAGUAUUACUGGUGAUCUUACUCACUCUUCUCCUGGACCUGUGAACAGUGCCGGCCUCCCAAUCCUUUCGCCAUGGCAACAGGCCGAAAUUGACGAGUAUCUUGGAGUGAUCGGGUACUAUGGAAACCCGAUGUAUCCUGCCCUUCCAAGCAACUUCAAGCCUCGGGUGAGCAACACGAACACAGUCUUGAAGAACUCUGUCGGCAAUUCUCCGCCAGAGCCAGAGCCCCUAAUUCAAUACAGCACACCGGCUGAUAUCAAGUUGAUGCGUUCCUCGCCAAGUCACUCCGUUCGACCCAUAGCCUUGCGACGCGGCUCCAAGCAACCCGCAAAGGUGACGGUUGACACCGAGAAGGACUAUUGGCUCCCUGACGUUUGUGACGCAACGGUGAAGCGGUGCACCAGCGACGAUGAUGUAUACGACGCAACUCCUAAGGCGGUUCUUCGCCAUGCCGCCACUUCCAAGAUAUCGCCUACGAUUCAUGCUUCUGCGAACCCCAAGGGCACGGUCUCGAAGCAAAACAGCAUCCUGGAAAAGUCUGUCGGGCAGCCUCAGAAGGAACACCAUCCUCGCAGCAUCGAAGACAUCUUCGCCAGAGCUCGCAACUCGCAAAACGAAGUGUGGGCAGCCAUGUUCCGUCGCGCAGGCCCUUCCGCUGACGUGGAUGGUGCUGCGCCUGCAGAAACCAGAAAGUCAAGUGACUUAUUGAUGCAACCCAUCUUGAAUGCGGAACAGAACAUUGCCCGAGGCGCCGUGCGCGAUGCUGCUGCAAAGGCCAGUGUGCUUGAACCUAACGCCACGGCUAACCAGCAUAUGUCAAUGCCCGAAAAGAAUGGCGAACCUGCCAACGCGUCUGGCACCCCUUUCCCUGGGCCCGUUGUGUUCCCGAGUAGAGAGAGUCUCAACCGUCUCUUUGCGGCCCCCAAGACUCCCCCCGAACUCAAGCCAAGCGGCAUGUCGAAUGCCCUACUUCGUCAGUACAUUCUCGGCACCCAGGCCCGCGACCUGGCAGCCACUAAAGAGAUCGCCGCCCUGACUGAGAUUCUCAAGACAUCGGAGAAUGCUCUUCGCGCCGCCCAUGUUGAGCAUGCUGCUGCGCUUGCUCAGAAGCAGGCUCAGUUUGAUGCCUACACGCGCCAGCUAGAUCAGACUCUCUUCGGCGUCGACGGCCGCAGCGAAGACGCGCUCACGGCGCAGUUGGUCCGGUCGCUUCUCAGUGCCCUCAAAGAGAACGCCCAGCUCGGCGGCCGUGUCCCGGACCCUUGUGCUGCUGGCGACGGCGCAGAGACCAGCCGCACGCAACUCCUCAUCGAGCAGCUCACCAAACAGCUGCGACUUGCCAACCGUGAGCUCAGCGUCUCAAACGACCGGUACGAGCUCCUCAAGCAGCGCUUCGAUGACCAGGCUGCGGAAGCGGAGAAGAGGAUGACAGAAUUCGAGGAGUUUCAGGAGAGCCGGUUUUCCUCCUUCGUAGAGCGGUCGGCUGACUUUUUCAAGGAGAAGCGCCAGGUGAUCGAAGAGACACAAAGGCAGCUCAAAGAAGAGCGCCACGCGUUCGAAGAUGUCAUGGCGGCUCUCCAGCGCGAGCGCGGGGCGCACGAGGACGCCCGCCUCCAGACCAACAUGGCCGAGGUUGCGCGUCUCGCUGCUGUUGCAGAAACUGAUGAGGUCAAGGCGCGGUGCGUCAAGGCCGAGACUCGAGCUGCCAAGUGCCGCAAGGACUACGACGACAAGUGCGUCGAGAAGAAGGAGAUCUCCUGGGACCUGGAGACUGCCAAGGAUGACUUGCGCGCCCACCACGAAGAGGCCGGGCGCAUGGUCUGUCAGUUCGAAGCCGAGUUGGCCUCGACGCGGGCGGCGCUGGCCGGCGCCCGGAAGGAGCUCAAGAUGGCGCACGGGAACAUCCGGCAGCAAAAGGUGGAGGAAGCGGAGCUGCACCGCAUCUCUCUGACUGGGCUUACCAAGAAGGAUGCUCUCGUCGAAGAGCUAGCUGAAAAUGUUAUCGACUCCGACGACGACCCUAGCGAUAUGCCGGAUGGGCUCAAACUCCUCCAAAAACGGCUGCGCGAAGUCGACUCUAAAUUGCCGCACACCUGCUACCCUCCAGCUGAGCUUGCCGCAUACAACUUUGUCAGGGCGAGUUCGUUGAAGGACCGGAACGCAAGUGAUGCAGAUUCCGAGUGGUCGCCAACCAUUGGCCAAGUUAAGCACGUGAGCCCUCUCAUAUCUCUAGUUGACUCGGAGGACACGAAGCAACUGAUUUAG
This is a messenger RNA of Verticillium nonalfalfae, 2772 nucleotides long. RefSeq lists its product as uncharacterized. Lineage: Eukaryota; Fungi; Ascomycota; Sordariomycetes; Glomerellales; Plectosphaerellaceae. The coding region runs from base 1 to 2772 and encodes 923 amino acids. The transcript has a single exon. The record is from RefSeq and is a predicted model, not a curated record.